Homalodisca vitripennis (glassy-winged sharpshooter) is the source of this 2465-nucleotide messenger RNA. RefSeq names its product nose resistant to fluoxetine protein 6-like. Gene Ontology annotation, molecular function: acyltransferase activity, transferring groups other than amino-acyl groups. The record is from RefSeq and is a predicted model, not a curated record. The transcript has 14 exons. The coding region runs from base 93 to 2264 and encodes 723 amino acids. Lineage: Eukaryota; Metazoa; Arthropoda; Insecta; Hemiptera; Cicadellidae.
GUUGCUGAGGCUGGGGGGUCCAAGGCCACUGGGCGUCAGCGAGCAGCAGGCACCGAGCAGCAGGUAGCAGGUGUCGAUCUCAGUCUCGUGCCAUGCUGCUGCGGUGUGCGGUUCUCCUGACUGCGGUCAUCUCCACCGCCCUCGCCAACCCCCCUACAGAGCGGAGUGUUGGGGUGAGAUGGGUGUCGCAAGCCCUGGCGGAAGCAAUGAUGGACUUCGCGCCAAACUCGGACAAUAACCCAGAGUGUAACCUACAUAGCAGCCUCUACCUGCAGGGACUGGCCAACUCCACUCUCUGGGCUGUUCAGAUGUUGGACUCUGCCACCUUGUCUGUCGGAGGUCUACUCACAGGGGACGCGUACGCUCUGGGUCACUACGACCAGUGUCUAGACGUGUACGUCCCUGAAACCAGACUGAGAGGGCAGCACUGCCUAGCUACGCUGCGUUACGCCCCGUCUCCUGCCGUAUACCCUCAAUACUACGCUCCUCCAAACGCAACCUAUUACGAGCCAUCCCCCCAGUCACCUGUCUGGGAGAAAGUUAAGGUAACCCUGUAUCCCGGGGUGACACGCAGAGAUCUGUUCCACUGGGCGGUCUGUGUGCCAGCCUCCUGCUCCGUGGACGAUAUCCAGCAUUCCCUGAGAUCGGCGCUGGAGCCUGUCUUCAAAAGACACGGACUAGAAGCAGCGGUCACUGUAGAUCCAGAGUAUUGCCAUGUUGCCGGCGAUAAGGAAAUACCUCCUACCAUUGGUUACAUCAGUGUUAGAGUCGUAAUACUGCUACUCCUAAUAAUCUCCGGAAUAGCAACGGUCUACGACUACGUAAUGCCGUACUACAGAGAUCAAAAAUUUGAAUCUGCCCUAGCUGAGGUGUCUGAGAAGGUGCUACUGGCGUUCUCUGUGAGAAGGAACGUACACGAGUUGACGGAGAAGGGCGUGAACCCGAAGCUGGACGUUAUCAAUGGAGGCAAAGUUAUCAGCAUCGCAGCCAUACUGUUCGGUCACAGAAUCCUGUACUCUCAUGGUCUGGCGCUGUACAACCACCAGUUCUGGGAAGAGAGGCUUGAGAACCACUUUGUAGACAACGCCUUGAUGAACGCCACACAUCUCGUGGAUGUGUUUUUCGUCUGUUCUGGCCUCCUCGCGUUCCUUGGGGUCCACAAAGCUCUCGACAAGAGGAAGAGCAUUAACUUCAUCCAGGCAAUACUUCUACGAUGGUUGAGGAUAGUCCCGACUUACUUGCUCAUGAUGGGCGUUGUGGGGUGGCUGCUGCCGCACAUGUCUGAUGGUCCUCUGUGGCACAAGAGAGUGGGUCUGGAGUCUCGACGCUGCCAGGAAAACUGGUGGCUCAAUCUGCUCUUCAUCAACAAUUACGUCCAUGCUGAUAACCAGUGCCUGCUGUUGUCCUGGUAUCUCGCGUGCGACAUGCAGUUCUUCGUCAUCGGCAUCUUCGCCAUUUACGUACUGUGGAGGUGGCCGCGCAUCGGGUACGCUCUGUUCGGAGUUCUGUUCGUAGCCUCAGUCGCCAUCCCCUUCUACGUCACCUAUGACAGACAUUACUCCGGGACCCUCAAGUUGUAUGCCAGCAGUUUGCUGGUGGACCCGUUCAGUAACGAGCACUUCAACUCUAUGUACGUGAAGAGCCACAACCGCGCAGGCCCUUACAUAGUGGGAGUGCUCACGGCGUACCUUAUGGUCACCUUGUCAGCCGCCAACUACAAGUUCUCCAAGAAAACGAUAGUUUUGGGAUUCCUGUUGUUCUUCGGCGGCGGCUACGCUCACCAAACAUAUGGCUUCUUGUUCUACCAGAAGGACAGACCCUACAAUCUCCUGGAGAACGCGAUAUACGCUGGGUUCCACAGAAUCACAUUCAGCAUCGGUGUCGCCUGGAUAGCUCUCACCCACUAUACUACUGGUUUCGGAGCGUUCAAGACGAUUCUGGCCCACCCCAUCUACACGCCGCUCUGCAGGCUAGUCUACAGUACGGUGCUGAUCCACACGGUGAUUCAACUUGCUGAGGCGUCUUCAGUGCGGCACUCGGAGCACAUGAACUACCCGAAGCUGUUCUGGAUGGCUUGUGGAGAUUACUUCAUAGCCAAUCUCCUCGCCUUGCCACUGUACCUGAUGGUGGAGGCGCCGUGUAGGACAAUUGUCAAGUUUCUGUUCGUGGACAGAAACCCCAACUCAGUUCAGAAACAAAGCCAAAACGUGUCAACGGAAAUGCCCGCAGAGCAGCCCCGCCAAGUCGUGGUGUCCAGGCUGUAGACUUCGCUAGUGUCUUGCCGCCAGUAUCUUGCCGCUAGUAUCUUGCCGCCCCACGGUGAUCUUGCGCCGCCGGGAUAAAACAUGUCUUACCAUAUGUUCAAAGUUGGAUGUGAUAUUGUACAUAGUUGUUGUAGUUGUAUAGCUCUAGUGUUAAGUUAUUUUUACUCGUUAUCUCAAUAAUAAAAUAAUAAUUGUAAAAUA